This is a messenger RNA of Hermetia illucens (black soldier fly), 2852 nucleotides long. Its product is annotated as CDK5 and ABL1 enzyme substrate 2. Gene Ontology annotation, biological process: regulation of cell cycle. The transcript has 9 exons. The record is from RefSeq and is a predicted model, not a curated record. Lineage: Eukaryota; Metazoa; Arthropoda; Insecta; Diptera; Stratiomyidae. The coding region runs from base 676 to 2349 and encodes 557 amino acids.
UUCACCGUGGUCUUUUCAGUGUCGCUGUUGUGCGAUUUUCCUCGUAACGGGUCACUUAGUGUAUGGAUUUUUCCGUGGAAUAGUUUGACCAAUCUUGCGAAUCUGCUGUUGCCAGGUUGAGCGUUGCACGUUUGAUAGUUGAUCGUGUCAAUAGUCUACGUCAAGUGCCUUGAAAACGUCGCGAAAAUGGUUCGUCUAAAAUUAUUGUGAUAUUUGUUGUUGUGGCUGCUUGCGGCUCGCGGAAAUUUUCUAGAAAGGACCCCGUCGUGUGUUUGUUGUUUCUUUGCCGGCUUCCAGUGACACGAAAAAUCGAUAAAAAUGACUACUACAGAGAUUUUAGUUUGUCCCGCUGAGUCCAUUUGAUGAUGGUCCACUGAAGUGCUUGCAUUGUGUCUCGUGCUCACGGACGAUACUCGCUUUUUUCACCUUUCAGUUGUUCCGGUUAAAACCAGAUCUUUGAAAUCUACGCACAUUGCGCGACCACUCGCCCGACUGCAAGCCCCGCUUGACUGCUGAACAGUUGGCCGUCGCGACUGAAUUUUGAAGACGUUACCCGCGCGGGAGGUGGUUCGCUGGCUGAUUCUGGGAGAACAGACGAAAAUCCUUGGGAAGCAAGCGAAGACCAGGAACUACUCGUGUCCAACAUAUUUUCCACAAUUCGCCGCUCUGGCCUAAAUGGCAAGUUCCCUCAAUAAGACGAGACACAGGCGCAGAUUGGCUGCGAUCUCGUUUCUAUCGAAUAUUUCUUUGGAUGGCACGCAUCGGGAUACCAAACUCGGAACCACAAUCGGACUGUGCUCCAACUGUCCGCCCCAACAGACCCAAAAUGGCACGAUCGGAGGCUGCGGAACCGAUAAUUGCCUUGAGAUGGCUGAAACGGAUGAUGUUGACGGUAAUUUUAGUGAAAUUGAGAAUAUGGGUCCACACUUGAUAGCGGUGGAUAACCACAAGAAACGGGUCAACAAGAGACCGGUCGGAAAAAGUCCUGACAAACUGUCCGAGAGUUCGGAUUCGGACAGUGCCAAGAUCCCCGUGAAAAUUAGCAGCGGCGGCGGUGGUGGUAUUGGCGGACCGAUACGAGACAGAGCCUCGAGCAAUGUGAGCGAAGCAAUUUGUAUACCAGAGCGUCGUGCACGUCUCAAUACGGCCCCGAUUCGUGGUAGUGUGGGAUCAGCUACUAAACGGCCACAUUUGAUCAAUACGGAUGAUAAAUGGCCUCAUAAUAGUAGUACUGAGAGUUUAACCCCGGGACGCGGUAAAAAUGUACAAAUUACCGAUCCAAAAGAUAUCAAAUUUAUAUCAACAUCGAAUCGUAAAACGCAUCACUUUAAGGAUGAACGGAUAGUGUUGGUAUCGCAGAAGGUUCCAUUCUUCAUAUUUUCCGCAUUGCCCUAUUAUAAAGGAAAGAAUGGAAGAACUGAACUACGAAAGGAAGGUCGACGUCGAAACACGUCUGGUCCACGGCCUCUUUCAUCGAUCAGUGACUCGCCGUUUGAUCCUUUCGAUCUAUUGGGAAUGAAAGGCGAAAAUGGCCAGGAAGUAUCGUAUGGGCAUUUGCUUGUACCAUCAAGACCAACAAGCAAGGAUAAGAAGCACACAAACUCCUUCAACAUAGAAAACAACUUUGAAAUUACAAGCACAACUGCUCUGAAGAAUCAUGGAAUUGCAAGGACAAAAGUUAUAACUUGGCAAAAGGGUAAAAAAUGGUGUUUCACGUACGAUAAUCCCAAUAAUCGCAAUGCGGCCUCAAGCCCAUUAACUGUGGCAAGUGACCCGAAGCAAAUGGAUGCAGAUGACAACGAAAAUCGGCCUUUUCAGUAUUCCGCAAAUAUGUUAGAUGAUCCAGAGUUGAUUGCCGGCAAACAUAGAACCUUGCUCACAUUUACUUCGUAUAUGACUUCGGUUAUUGAUUACGUUCGGCCAUCGGACUUGAAAAAGGAACUUAAUGACAAGUUUAAGGAGAAAUUCCCUAAUAUACAGCUGACCUUGAGUAAAUUGAGGAGUAUCAAACGUGAGAUGCGCCGGAUCAACAAAUUGGAUAGCCGAAUUGAUUUGGUAACAAUCUCCCAGGCGUAUGUUUAUUUCGAGAAACUGAUACUGGCCAACUUGAUAAACAAGAGCAACCGUAAACUUUGUGCUGGAGCUUGCUUACUACUUAGCGCUAAGAUGAAUGAUGUCAAAGGCGAUUUACUUAAAAGUUUGAUUGAGAAAACUGAAGGCGUGUUUCGAUUGAAUCGAAAAGAAUUGAUAUCAACGGAAUUCGCUGUUCUUGUAGCGUUAGAAUUCAAUCUACACGUGCCAAUGCAUGAAAUAUUCCCCCAUUAUCAAAGGCUGAUUUAUGAAUCGUGAAUGAAGUAAAAAUCGAGCAUGACUUUGUGUGUGAAAGUCUGAGCAUGGUAUCACCGAAUAAAGUGAUUAAGCACUUGAACGUUCGCAACAAAACAUGUAAACAAAAGGCAUUCUAUUUAUAACUAAAUUAAAUGAUACCGUAAUAAAGAAUAAAACAACAACAAAAACUUUUUCGAUAGUGAUACACGAAUAUACUUAUAGUGGUGAACUUUUUGUAUUCCUCUCGUAUUUUGUUUAUUCAAAUUUUAUUUGUUUUUUAUUUAAUGUUAGUAGAGUUUUGUAUAAUGUACAUUAGAGAAUUAGAAUCAGAAUAAUGAGAAAGCAAAUCUCUUCUAGACUUAAUAGACAAUAGGAUUCUUAAUCGGUAAAGUUAACAAACGAUAAAUGUUUUUAUAGAGCAUGAUUUAUUGGGAUUAGGGGAAAACUUAAGCGAUUGCUGGUACUUAAUUAUAUAACUGUUACAUAAUCCAAUCAAUAAAUACCUACUUUCGUUACUGCCUUAA